Molecule: messenger RNA, 1779 nt
Organism: Zerene cesonia (dogface butterfly)
Lineage: Eukaryota; Metazoa; Arthropoda; Insecta; Lepidoptera; Pieridae
Exons: 4
Coding region: 1-468 (155 amino acids)
Source: RefSeq, a predicted model, not a curated record
AUGUUAUCGCGACGAGAAAAACUUCUUCAACAACCCUGGGAUGAAAGGCGAUAUAAAGAUCACCGAUCUAAGGUAAAAUCAGCACUUCCCGCCAUCGACGACCGCGCUCCUCCCGCCCGACCUCAUGUUGCUUUGAAGUUAAAAAAGGUGCAGAAAGAAUUGGACAGGAAAGUCAAGAUUCAAAACGAUAACUUCAGUUUAUUGCAGCGGCUGAAUGCUAUUAUGAAAGUCAACAGACUGGAUAAUCAUUGGGCGAAACCACUGCCUAAUUUCCAACACAAGGUGGGACAAUUUUACGACGUUCAGUCUUUGAACAGUCGCCUCGCCACUCGAUAUGCGAGUUCGAUAUGUGACUCUUACCACGCUAAUGCAGUGAAAUGCUUCGCUUGCGAGUAUAAGAAAAUAAAUCAAACCAAGAGAUACUCGAUCGGCGAAUCAUCUUUACCAUCCAUCCACUUCAGUCAAUAAUUGUAUGAAAUAAAACACAUAUAAAUUGGACAGAAUUUAUUGUUAUAUAGUUACAAAUGGGUUCCGUAUCCGAACAUAAUGUCACGUCGUGUCCCGUAUCAAUGAUACUUCCGAGUUAUAAGUCGAAACAUAAAUACUAUGUUAUGAUUAUCAAAAGCAAUGUGUAAGCGGAUACACUAGUCGUCCGGACUUACUUUAAAGCUAUGCUGUCCGUCCUCAUUUUAGUUGGAUCCACGGGAAUGUGCUCGAGCGGAUCAUUAACAAAAGAUUUUAAAAUAAAUCCAACAUUGGAGCAUUUUAUAUUAUAACAUGUAACAGUCUUGGUAGCACAUAAAACUGUAACUACAUUACGUAGCAAUUCCUCAAUCUAACUGAUCUGUGCUAAUAAAGGGUCGAUAGCGUGACGCUAUCUGCGCAAACAUUCUCAACAUAUAUAGAAUCGGCCUCCGCUAGCUCACACUCCCGCAGCCCCGAGCCUACGAAUACGAAAAAACAAUGAAAAACUCUUCAAACAUCACAAUAUUUUGUAUCACAACGAAACCGUAGCACCGAUUGUCAAACAACAUUAAUCAUUACUUUACUUUAAAAACGCGAAUUUUACAACGAACACGGUGCUAAGGCCUUUUUGCUCGACGCCCGUGAACCGACGAACCGGCGGCCGACACAACAGAACUCUUGGUUCGUGAAUCCAUCGGGCCGUAACCGUCUCCACACUCGACUGCGGCACAAGCCCCGCUGGCUAGGAUCGACGAUAAAAUGUUACCUCAAUUCGAGUACUGUACACAAUUAGAUAUUUCCAAAUAAACAUUUGUCUAAUCGCAUCAUUAUUUUUUUUUUUUUAAUAAAAUAAAUUAUUUCACAACAGACACUUAUUAUUGCUAUGCCAAUAGUUCGACGUGAGCGGGUCGCGGGAUGAAUGGCAGCGGCGCUGGAGUCCGCGGGGGGCGAUUCUCGAACGGCCAAUUCAUUCUAGGAAAAUAUACAGAUUAUAUAAUAUACAGCCGCUGUCGACUGCGGGGCGAUCCCGUUCACGUGAAAUUAUUGAAUGAUCCUAGAUUCUAUACAAGACGUCCCAUAGUAAUCCGAAAUCGCAUCUGACUAAACAUAACUACCAAAACAAAGACUUCAGAUAGUAUGGAGUGUCUUCCUGUCCACAGAUGUGGACUCGUGUGUCGAUGUGUGGAGGUGUGUGUGUGUGUAUGUGUGGUGUGGUGUGUGUGUGUCUAGAAGCGGAAGCCGUCGUGAGGGCCGCUGGACGCCGGCUCGAACUGGAAGGCUUGUUCUGCCGACGUUGGUACCAGAGUCGCGUCU